UUUAUCAUGGGAUUUCACAGAGAGAAGGAUAAAGAAGAAGGGAAAAUUUCAAAAUCCCCUCAAACCCUCGAUUACAAUUCAUUCCAAAAAUUGACAAAAAAUUUACACAAUUUCGGAUCUCCAUUAUCAAAUUAAUUUCUCCAAAGUUGAGGAGCAGAUAAUACGAAGGAGAGAGAGAAGAAUUUCGCCCAAAUUUAGCUGUUUUCCAACGACACCAUAAACUUGGAUCUUCCGAAAAUUUGGAGGUUUGUUUUGGAGAAAUUUCUCUAUUAGUUGUAAGAAUCUAAAUUUAUAGCUUACACAUAUUUGAGUAAAGAGUUUUCAUUUAUAUGUUUUGAUUAGUAAACUCAAGAAAAUUAAGAUUUUGGGGGUUCAACUCAACCCAGUGAACCCCCUUUGAUUAGAGGAUAAACCCUAGUAUAAUAUGAUUGGGAAAUGGAUCAUUGGUUUGAUAUACAUUGUCGCCGUGGCGGCGAUUUGGAUUGCUGCUAGCUAUGUGGUUCAAUCUGUGGUGGAUGAGGGAGUUUCCCCUUUCCUUAUCACAUAUAUUUGCAACUCAUUGUUUAUAAUAUAUAUACCUCUUGUGGAAGCUGCAAGAUAUUUGGAAGAUUAUACUGGGAAUUUGUGUUUUUGGAGGAAGAAAUUAGAUGUGGGGUUGCAAGAAUUAGCUCAUUCGGAGCCGGAGGAGGUUGUUCUUCUUGAGAAGAGUGAUUUGGAUGAGCAAACAAAUAGUAUACAACCCCAUUUAUGUGGUGAUCGAGAAGAAUUGUGUCGAAGCUCUGUAGGGACGGUUUAUGAAGUGGAAAAAGAUUUUCUUGAUCGAGUUGAUGUUGAUGAAGGACUGGAUUCGAAGGGGCGUUGGACACGCACUAGGGUAGCAAGAGUGAGCUUAUUGAUAUGUCCAUUUUGGUUUUUGGCACAGCUGGCCUUUAAUCUGUCUCUCAAGUAUACGACAGUCAGUUCUAAUACAAUUUUGAGCACUUCAUCUAGCCUUUUCACUUUUAUGCUAUCUUUGGCAUUCUUGGGUGAGGAAUUCACUUGGUUGAAGCUCAUAGGUGUAUUACUUUGCAUGGGAGGGACAAUCAUUGUGAGUUUGGGUGAUACAGAAGCAGGAAGCAGUGUAAUCAACUCAAAACCUGUUCUGGGAGACAUUUUGUCUCUUUCUUCAGCUGCUCUGUAUGCUGUAUAUAUAACUCUCAUCCGUAAGAAGUUGCCUGAUGACGAGAAAAGUGGCCAAGUGAGCAUGGCACAGUUUUUGGGUUUCUUGGGAUUUUUCAACAUGGUGAUUUUCCUUCCAGUUGCACUUAUAUUGCACUUCACAGAGGUGGAGUCAUUUACCACUUUUACCUGGAAGCAGUUCAGCUUGAUUUUGGGCAAAGGUUUGCUUGAUAAUGUCCUGAGCGACUACUUAUGGGCCAAAGCUGUUCUUUUGACAACGACAACUGUGGCAACGGCUGGUCUUACAAUUCAGGUUCCUUUAGCAGCUUUGGUCGAUACACUGAUCGGUAAUGCUCCCAAUACAAUGGAUUACGCCGGAGCUGCGGCUAUCAUGGUUGGGUUCGUUGGCAUCAAUAUCCCUUCUGAUGCUUUCAGUCAGUCUAAGGAAGUGGAAGUUACCUUGGAGCUAGAAAACACAAGUCAAGAUCAAAAUCAUGUCUUGUCGAACUCCUAAGCUGCUGGUUUAUUUUAGGUUUUGUUCAGUAUACGUUUACCACUCCACUUGUUAUUUUACUAUAAUCAAAUCCUAGACUCCAUCACAGUAUUAGGUUCUUGAUUUGAAGCAGCCAAGGUAAAAAAAAAGCCAUUAUACUUCCUCCGUUACACUUUCAAAAAUACACUUUUCUGGGCAAUUUUUUUUUAAAGAGGAGAGAGAUAAGAGAGAAAAAGGGGACCCAUAUGAUAGGAGAGAGAUAGAGAGAGAUUAUUGCUUAAAAAGGAAGUGCAAUAUGUAUUUUGUUACAACCAUAUUUAGAAAGUGUAACAUCUAUUUUGUUACGAAGGAUGUACUUGUAAUUUAUAUUGUAACGUUUUUUAGGGAGCCGUACAUUGUACACUAUAAUGUUGGAUCUGUAUAUAUUGUGGAAAUAGUUUAAUCA
Beta vulgaris subsp. vulgaris (sugar beet) is the source of this 2096-nucleotide messenger RNA. RefSeq names its product thiamine-repressible mitochondrial transport protein THI74. Gene Ontology annotation, cellular component: membrane. NCBI's taxonomy places the organism in Eukaryota, Viridiplantae, Streptophyta, Magnoliopsida, Caryophyllales, Amaranthaceae. Bases 425 to 1672 code for a protein of 415 amino acids. The transcript is spliced from 3 exons. The record is from RefSeq and is a predicted model, not a curated record. Gene Ontology annotation, biological process: regulation of peptide transport.